UGGGUAGAACCAUGACCCAUGAGCACCUGACCAUGACCUUUGAGUGCUGCUACUUCUCUCCGGCCCCGGGGGACGAGACUGUUGCCCAGGCCCCCAUCCAGAUGAAUAAUCUAUUCUGGCUGAAGCAGAACCCUUACAGCAGGAACUGAAUGAUGACUAAUGACUUCUGCCAUUUGGGAGUCACUUCUAUUGUAAGUAAGGAGAGAUGUUUCUGAACACUUCUACAUUCAUGUGGAUGCUAUCAUGAUUAUGGAUAGUCAUGAAUGAUGAGUGAUUAAUGAUGAGUGAGAAGGUUACAGAGGCACAAAGAUUAUACCACCCCUCAAAAUGCUAACCUUGCCUGUUAUUGAUAAUGGUGAAAGGUUAGCAUGUUUUGUUGUAGCCUCUGAACGACAUCUUACUCAUUAUUCAUGAUUUGUAAAAGAUGGUGCCGAAGAACACGGCUGACGUUUUACAUUCUCCCAACCAAUUGUGCUAUUUUAUUUUUUUGUGUUUUGUGUAACUUGUUUUUUUACUUAUUUGUGUACAUAAUGUUGCUGCUACUGUCUCUUACGACCGAAAAUAACUUCUGGAUAUCGGAAAAGAGAUUACUCACCGCGGACUGGAAGAAACUAUUUCCUUUAACAAGUCCGACGAGAAGGAUAUCCUGCUUUCACUGGUACAGGCCCAGAUCCACGCCUUUUGCGUGAAGAGGGGACGCAGAUCCUUCUGAGAAUCCAAAGGCGGGCGAGUAAACUCCAAAUGCCUUCCAUUCUUCUUGCUAACGUGCAAUCAUUAGAAAAUGAAAUUGAUGACCUACUAUUAAGAUUAUCCUACCAACGGAACAUAAAAAACUGUAACAUCUUAUGUUUCACCAAGACGUGGCUGAACGAAGAUACGGACAAAAUAGAGCUAGCGGGAUUUUCCAUGCACUGGCAGAACAGAGACGCUACCUCAGCCAUGAAAACCUGCUGCUGCUGCAGGAGACCAAUGCUGUGCGGGAAGAGCUGCAUGAGUACCGAAAGGCAGGAGGGGGUACCAUCGUAGAAAACACUACCCAGGGUAUCGCCCGGGAUCUGCCCUGCCUCAAACAGCUGGCCAAGGAUACGGGCGUCCACAUCAUAGGAGGGGCGGGGUACUAUGUGGACGCCACCCACUCUGAGGCCACCAGGAAGAUGACCGUGGAGAAGCUCACAGACAUCAUCAUCAGUGAGAUUCUCCACGGGGCGGAUGGGACCGAGAUCCGCUGCGGUGUGAUUGGAGAGAUCGGCUGCAGCUGGCCAAUCACGGACAGUGAGAAGAAAGUGCUGCAGGCCACUGCACACGCUCAGACCGAGCUGGGCUGCCCAGUCAUCAUCCACCCAGGACGGAACCCUGGUGCACCGGCUGAGAUAGUGCGUCUCCUGCAAGAAGCUGGAGGUGACAUCAGCAAGACCGUUAUGUCACACCUGGAUAGGACCAUAUUUGACAAUGGAGAGCUGCUGGAGUUUGCAAAGAUGGGGAGUUACCUGGAAUACGACCUGUUUGGAACAGAGAUGCUGAACUAUGUCUAUAACCUGGAGGUGGACAUGCCCAGUGACAGCCAAAGAGUCAAGGCCUUGGCGUUCCUGGUCCAGGAGGGAUAUGAGGACAACAUUGUCAUUGCCCACGACAUCCACACCAAGAACCGUCUCACCAAGUACGGAGGGCACGGCUACUCACACAUACUGAAGAACAUCGUGCCCAAGAUGCUGAGGAGAGGGAUCAACCAGACCCAGGUGGACAAGAUCCUCAUAGACAACCCCAAACGCUGGCUCACAUUCAAAUGAAGGAUCAGAAUCAGAUCACCCAGAAGAUAAAGGCUGCUCCAUAGGCCUUUAUCCUUUUCAACAGCUACUGAACUCACAGUUAAAAAAAAAAAAGUGUUUAGAAAUGUUUUAUUACUUGCAAAUUACCAAAUGCAAUUGAUGUCAGAAGUUGACAUUUUUUAUUCUUGCUACUUGUCUGUGAUUUACUGAAUCAAAGUGUUCUAUUGAGAGGUAAACAAGGUAAAAAAAACCUUGGAUUGAACACUAACAACAUUCUGAUAGCUGAGUGAGGAGUAACGUUAAAUCAAAUAUAUUUGUCACACAAUUACUUGCCAUGACUGAAUCAAAGCUUCAAUUCAUGUUUGUAAUUAAUUAUUAAUACUGUAAGCAAAUAAAUUAAACCAUCCAGCUAGAAAAUAAGUCGUAGACUAAAUCUAAAUGUGGUGCCAUUAUUAUACACAGAAACCAAAUGUCAUUUAACAAGACAAAGCGACAGUUUCUGCCCCAAACAAACUCAAGGACAUGGACUGUACAUUGUCUGCACUUGGUGCUCUACUCAUAAAUAUGGUGCUUUUCGUUCUGACUAGUUUUAGUGAAAGCCAUAGGAGCUUUGUUUGUAGUAAUGACGUUUAACAAAGAUUCUUUAUUUUUUUAUUGCUAAAAGAUAUUGGGGUACCAAAAGUUUUCUUUAUUAGUAUGCUUGUUAGAUGUGUUUUCGUGAUGUCACACUGUGACUGGGUGGCUAUAGGAGGGGAUCUGGUUGGCUGGUAGGUUGUGAUGUCACCCAAUGGGUUCCUAUGGGAGGGGGCUGGUAGGUCAUCCUGAAGGACAUGGUCUUCCCUUCUGAGAACAGGUGGCAUCACAGAGGGACUUCACCACAUGAGCAUCGACAUCACAGCAGACAAUACAUAACCAUUGUGUCACUUUAGGACAGUGUGUGAUAGGAUUUUAAAAGUUAGGGAGUAGGAGUGUUUUCCCCCCCUGAUACAUCACCAAAUCGAACAUCAUGGUAGUCUGCCAUUCAGAGGAAAAUGUGACCCAGGAAUAUUUUCUUACCAUUUUUAAUACUCUGCUAAAAUUAGAACUGACCAGUUGAUUUUUUUUACAUGAUACAUGAUAAUAAUGUACCAAAGUCAUUAAAAUUGGUUUUGAUUUA
Messenger RNA from Oncorhynchus mykiss (rainbow trout), 2922 nucleotides. The record is from RefSeq and is a predicted model, not a curated record. NCBI's taxonomy places the organism in Eukaryota, Metazoa, Chordata, Actinopteri, Salmoniformes, Salmonidae.